Emiliania huxleyi CCMP1516 is the source of this 1077-nucleotide messenger RNA. RefSeq lists its product as hypothetical. The transcript is spliced from 7 exons. Bases 1 to 1077 code for a protein of 358 amino acids. Lineage: Eukaryota; Haptophyta; Isochrysidales; Noelaerhabdaceae. The record is from RefSeq and is a predicted model, not a curated record.
AUGCUGUGGCUGCUUCUCGGAUCACGCCGCACUGGCACUGGCUCGUCACUCCGCGCGCCAGUCGCGGUUGCGGCAGCGACAAGUCCGCUGCGAGCCGUCCUCACCACAGAGUGGCAGCUUGGCGAGUCAAGCGAGGCCGGAGUCAGCGUGCAGCGGCUCUACGACCUGAUCCAACCACCGGACGAGGACGCCUUCUUCGACGAGAUCGACGCUCUCGAGGAGGAGGGAUGGCUGACGAUCCGCAACGGCAGGGGCGACGACGACGACCUCCUCUUCCCCGCUCGGCACGGCGAGUACGACUACGCCGCGGAGGCGGCGGCGGUCGAGGCUGUGGCGGACGAGAAGGAGAUCGCGGCGCUGGACGCAGCCUGCGCGCGCCUGGAGCAGGACCCGCGGCUCGAGGGCGCGUGGGAGCAGGCGUGUGUGGGCUGCACUUCGGCCGACUUCAACACGCGCAAGGGGCUGACGGGCUUGGGCGGCGCGCCCUUCACCUCGCCGGCCGCGCUCUUCUACUGCUACGGCGGCGGCGCGGUCUGCGCUAAGGAGGUGCUGCGCCUGUUCGGGCGGCCGGAGCGGUUCGGCGACGCAGACCUCGGAGGCCAGCGCAGCUCCAAGGAGUUUGCCGGCGCGACGGCGACGACGAGGCCCAUCUCCAUCACGGGCGACGUCGCUUCUCUCCAUUGUGAACGAGCUCUAUCGACCAUUAGGCACGUCUGCAUCACCGCCGACGGCGCGGUGCGAGUCGCAAAGGCUUACGCUGCGGACACGCAAAGCGCGCCUCUCCUCUUCGCGGAGGCUACCGGACGCUGCCCGGAACCUUCACUGCAGGUGGACGCGGCGGCCGGCGUCGGCGCGGGAGGCUACCUGGUGUACAAGCGGCUGGCGGCCGGGGAGAUGGAGGCGCGGCUCGGGAGCACGCGGCGGGCGGCGUGGCUCGAGAGCAAUCGGCUUCCGCUCGUCGGCGGGACGGUCCCCACGCUGUCGAUGGAGGAGAUGCGCGAGGCGUACCCGUACCUCGGGGAGGGGGAGGGGGCGGGCGGCGACGGCUUCGCGGGCAUCAAGCUGCCGUGGUCGUAG